GCAGAGACGGGCGUCCGUGGAGUGAGGUUUCCUAUCCAAGAUGUGGAAGGCUGCCGUGGGCCACAACGUGUCUGUGAAGGUGGAGUCUGAAGGAGAUGAUUGGGACACAGACCCUGAUUUUGUGAAUGACAUCACGGAGAAAGAGCAGAGGUGGGGGGCCAAAACCAUCGAAGGCUCCGGCCGCCCCCAGCACAUUGACAUCCACAAGCUGAGGAGCAAAGUCUCUGAAGAACACCAGGUUCUCAAGAAGAAAGAGCUGGAGACGGGGCCCAAAGCGUCCUAUGGCUACGGGGGCAAGUUUGGAACUGAGAAAGACCGCAUGGACAAGAGUGCACUGGGCCAUGAGUAUGUUGCUGAGGUCGGGAUGCACUCGUCUCAGACGGAUGCAGCCAAGGGCUUCGGAGGGAAGUACGGGGUGCAGAAGGACCGAGCGGACAAGUCAGCGCAGGGCUUCGACUACAAGGGCGAAGUGGAAAAGCACGCCUCGCAGAAAGAUUAUGCGGUGGGCUUUGGUGGGAAGUUUGGCGUGCAGAAGGACCGUCAGGACAAAUCUGCCUUGAGCUGGGCACACAAAGAGGAGGUGGCGCCCCAUGAGUCUCAGACAGAUUAUGCAGUGGGCUUUGGUGGGAAGUUUGGCGUGCAGAAGGACCGUCAGGACAAAUCUGCCUUGGGCUGGGCGCACAAAGAGGAGGUGGUGCCCCAUGAGUCCCAGACAGAUUAUGCGGUGGGCUUUGGUGGGAAGUUUGGUGUGCAGAAGGACCGUCAGGACAAAUCUGCCUUGAGCUGGGCACACAAAGAGGAGGUGGUGCCCCACGAGUCCCAGACAGAUUAUGCCAAGGGCUUUGGAGGCCGCUAUGGGGUGCAGAAGGAUAGAGUGGACAAGAGCGCUGCAGGCUUCAGCGAGAUGGAAGCCCCGACUUCCUCGUAUGAGAAGACCAAGCCUGUGGAGGCUGCUUCUGGAGGGGCCGGCAGCCUGAAGCAGCGCUUUGAGAACAUGGCCAAGUCAGCCGACGAAGAGAACCGGAAGCGGGCGGAGGAGGAGCGAAUGCGCCGCCAAGCCAGGGAGCAGCAGGAGCGGCAGGUGGCUCAGGAGCAGCAGAAGGUAACCCAGGAGAGCAAAGAGCCAGUCUACAAAUUUCCAGGGCAGGAGCCCUCACCAGGGCCUAUUGAGGUGUGCCAAAAGGCCAGCUUGCCACCUGUGCCAGCAGUACACCAGGGGGCAGCAGCGGAGGAAGAGGACCAGCCUCCCGCCCUUCCCCCACGCAAUCUGGAUUUGGACGAAGGUGCCCACGGGCUGGCCAGACCCCCACCUGUGCAGCCCCCUCCCUCCCCUGAGAGUGCAGAUGGUGGCAAUGAUUAUGAGGACGUCUCUGUGGCCCCAAGCCACUGGGAGGAACCUCCAGGCGUCAAGGAGGAGGAUGGCGAGGGGGACUAUGAAGAUAUGCCGGGGCCCUUGAGGGACGAGGAGCCCAUCUACGAAGACUCUACCGACCAGGGCCAGGACUAUGAGGAGAUCCCAGACUGGAAGUCGGGCAGCUGUGUGGUAGUGCCCCCUACAGGAAGUGGAGGACCUGUGUGCCAGGUGGGCGAGACGGGCCUGUCAGCUGUGGCCCUCUAUGAUUACCAGGGAGAUGGGGACGAUGAGAUCUCCUUCGACCCCGGCGACACCAUCACACACAUCGAGCAGGUGGACGAGGGCUGGUGGCGUGGGCGCUGCCGUGGCGCUGUGGGCCUUUUUCCAGCCAAUUACGUGGAGCUCCUGCAGUGA
This is a messenger RNA of Euleptes europaea (tarantolino), 1768 nucleotides long. Its product is annotated as src substrate cortactin-like. NCBI's taxonomy places the organism in Eukaryota, Metazoa, Chordata, Lepidosauria, Squamata, Sphaerodactylidae. The transcript has 16 exons. Gene Ontology annotation, molecular function: actin filament binding. Gene Ontology annotation, biological process: regulation of actin filament polymerization. The coding region runs from base 41 to 1768 and encodes 575 amino acids. The record is from RefSeq and is a predicted model, not a curated record. Gene Ontology annotation, cellular component: site of polarized growth; actin filament; plasma membrane.